AUGGAGUAUCUUAAUCAAAUUCUGACAAGUUAUUUAAAAAGGAAGUUCUUAUUACAUAAAAAAGAAUUUGGGUCAAGUCAGGAAGGAACAAUACCAUUAUUUUUGUCAUCAUCCAUUUUGUUUCCAAAAUGUCAACUAGAAAGUUUUAAAAGAUUGGUUAACCAACAUCUUCAUGCUGCUGUUGGCAUCAAUUUUUGCAUUCAGGCCAAAUUAUUAGUGACACAUCUUAAUAAAUUAUUCAAGGUGCGCGUCUGGGUGCAAUUUAACUUCCAAUGUCAUGAAGGACUUUUGAGCUGUCAGCUGGAACGAAACAAAAAGAAAUUCAUAAAAUUGGGAUAUCGAACCGAGAGAAUUGUAAAUAAUGUAGACAACUCCACAGUGGAUGAUGUUAGCUUGCCCUUAUCUAAUUCUCCUUCAUUAGCUAAUAGUCAUGUGGCAGUGAUGGAGAUUGCACCACAAUCAGAAGUGCAGAUCGCUUUGUUACGGCCUCCAAUUCAGUCAUCCACGACAUGUGACUUCUUUCUGGAUUAUUCACUUUUAGCUUCCAGUUGA
Messenger RNA from Echinococcus granulosus, 552 nucleotides. RefSeq lists its product as hypothetical. The record is from RefSeq and is a predicted model, not a curated record. Bases 1 to 552 code for a protein of 183 amino acids. Lineage: Eukaryota; Metazoa; Platyhelminthes; Cestoda; Cyclophyllidea; Taeniidae. The transcript has 4 exons.